AUGGCACGCGGCAAUCCGAGAAACUUAGUUCCUCCCGCUAUGAUGCAUACGCAGUCUCGCCCCUCCUUGCCUCGUCUUAGCAAGGAUAACCACAAGUACUUUGGUAACAACGCUGUCUCAGGUGAUGCUGAUGAAGCUGACGAUGCAGCCGACGAAGUUCAACACAAUCGCUGGCCCACCGGGGCACGGAGUCAACAAACUCGACGGGGCCAGAUUGGCAAAUCCCCCCCACCAGUCACUAGUACGCGGGCGAAGGAUACUGCGCUCCCAACGGCGAAAAAUCCCGUCAUUCAGCAACAGCCGAUCGUCACCUCUGCUUCGCCCGUCGAGGCUUCUCCUGCCGGUUCACCUGAACGCUCUGGUGAACGUCGGUCCCCUGGUGUAGCGACGGAGGUUGCAAACGUCGAUGCCGCCGUCGUUAACAAACCCGCUGCUGCUACUGCGGGCAAGACUGGAGCUCACCCGAUGGAGUUGGCAAUGACCCGGGCGAUUGGGGAGGCUUAUACCACCAAGGCUACGAUUUUCCGCGAGGAGGGACGGCAGCACCUGGAGGUGAAUGACGAGCUUCAACUGAAGGCUGACGACCAGGAAAAGCAGAACGGGGAGCUUCGUAAAGAGCUCCAGAAGAGGGAAGCGGAUCUGAAGGAUGCAUUGGAGCUGCUGAAGCAUCUGGCGGAGAAAAUUGCCGAUGAUCAGCUCGCCAAAGUGAAUUGGCGGGUCCACAUCAAGGAGUCGUGUGACGACUUCCUUUUCAAGCCGGAUACGCUCAACCUGUCACCCGAUCCUGAUGCGAUGCUCGCAGCUUUAAUCAAAAAAGCUGGCUACAUCGCUGACUCCCCUCAGAGCUUAAAGCUCGCUGCCUUGCUGAAGGUCAAUGGCAUUUUGAAGCACGCGUGUGUGCGCUUCAACGACCAGAUCGGUAAAAUAUACCACUUCUGUCGCCUCUAUGCUAUGAGCCUCGAACCAUGCGUGUUUUUGCAGAGGAAGCGGAACUUCAAGGGGGAGGUAGUACUGCAGGUGCCAGAGGACUUACUUACGAAAUGUGCAGACUACCUCGAGCGUUACGCUGACAAGUUCUUGGGGAUUCCCUGGCACGUCAACAAGAGAGGCAGUCCGUUUUCCAGCCCUGCCUUUGUUAAGUGCGCUUCCCUGUGGGAUUCGAGUGGCGCCUUGCCAAUUGGUUUAUUUCCUGUUCAGCUGCUUGUUAUCCUAGCAGCGGUGAGGUUCAAGUUCCGCCAUCCCAGCGCCACGAAGGCUCAGUUGGAUCGGUCGAGGGAUCCUGGUGCUCUUGCAAGGCAGGCGCGGGUGGUACAGCGCUGGAUCAACAGCAGUGAUGUCACUUGCACGGACGGCUGCCUUGGGAUCGGCAAGAUCUGCAUCGUUGGUUGGAAGGAGAUUCCAGAGGAGGAGCUGGUUGCAGACGAGCAUGGUGACCUUGGUCUGGAUGAGCUGGUGAGCGAGCCAGGCACACAGGAGCGGGUUGAUGACGAGAAUGAGGAGCAGGUGGAGCUUUUCGGUUGA
Messenger RNA from Closterium sp. Yama58-4, 1521 nucleotides. Lineage: Eukaryota; Viridiplantae; Streptophyta; Zygnematophyceae; Desmidiales; Closteriaceae. The record is from the annotation of a GenBank genome assembly.